Harpegnathos saltator (Jerdon's jumping ant) is the source of this 3421-nucleotide messenger RNA. Its product is annotated as putative fatty acyl-CoA reductase CG5065. Bases 924 to 2474 code for a protein of 516 amino acids. Gene Ontology annotation, biological process: long-chain fatty-acyl-CoA metabolic process. The record is from RefSeq and is a predicted model, not a curated record. Gene Ontology annotation, molecular function: alcohol-forming very long-chain fatty acyl-CoA reductase (NADP+) activity. Gene Ontology annotation, cellular component: peroxisome. Lineage: Eukaryota; Metazoa; Arthropoda; Insecta; Hymenoptera; Formicidae. The transcript is spliced from 10 exons.
GGCGGUGGUGGUGGUGGUGGUGGUGCUUCGCUUCAAAGAUCGACCAAGGCUGUGUGCGCGAUGUCCGCCCGUUCCGCGUCCCUCGUCGGCCAGCCGGGAGAGAGCCGCGGCUCUCGGGAAACCGAUACGUGGUGCUUCCGCCGUGGCUCGCGCGCUACGCGAGCUUCUCGCCCGUGCUCGUCCGAUUUUUCUCCGUCCGUCGCGACGCCGGCAGACAACGUGUACAGAAAGUAUGUAUACACAGCGCGAUUGAAGAGAACAGACCUUCCCCUGUUAGCUCGAGGCGACCGGGCCGAGCAGAUGCAACCGGGCCGUCCUGUGUAUAUCGCGUAAGAUAGUGGUGCUAAGAAACGUCAGUUGCAGGUGGGCUCAGUUCAUGUUUCGUUUCACGAAGGAAGUCGAUUCACCGCGCCUUAUCAUCGCCGACCGAGUGUAACGGAGCAUUCCUGCGAGUUAGUAGAUGCGUGCGCCUCUCCACGCAAGGCAUUUCGAUCGACGAUACUUGCCAACCGGCCAACUUAAAACUCUCGUUUCUUUUCGGCCGAGCUUAGUGUGAAGACACGAAAACGACGCGCGAUGUGGCCGCCGAGAUUUGUAACUGCAAAGGACACGAAAUGAAUCCGACGGCCGCUGGAUUCAAUCGUAGCAAGCCGCACGAAAGAUCACAAUACGACAUAUACGUGUGCAAGAGAGGAACGUCGCAUCGUUCGUCGCAGACGCUGCAUCCUCGUCUCUGAGAGCCGUUUACUCUUUCCUGCGUCAUCUCUCAGAUAUACCGAAUAAAACAGAAGUUGAUUCGAAGAAUAAUUUGAAGAAGCAGAGGCAGAGGAAGAAGCACGAAUAGAGCAGAACGAAACGGACUAUUUUGAAAACAGAAAUUCCACCCAACGGUGAUUGUGUAACGCAUAUAACAGAUCUCUAAAAUGGCUACGAUGUCCAGUAAUGAGUAUAUGUCCGUAAGAGAAUUCUACCGGGACAGGUCGAUUUUUAUAACCGGUGGUACCGGCUUCAUGGGCAAAGUCCUAGUGGAAAAGUUACUGCGGUCGUGUCCGGAUAUCAAAAAUAUCUACCUUCUUAUGAGACCUAAAAAAAGUCAAGAUGUGCAACAGAGGUUGCAAGAACUACUAGACGCACCGCUGUUUGAAAAAUUGCGGCGAGACUUUCCGGGCGAGCUCUCGAAGAUCAUUCCUGUUGCCGGCGACGUCACAGAACCGGAAUUGGGCAUCUCGGAAACCGAUCAGAAUACGUUGAUACGGUCCGUAUCGGUAGUCUUCCACUCGGCAGCUACCGUGAAAUUUGACGAGGCUUUGAAACUCUCGGUCACCAUAAACAUGUUGGGCACCAAAAGAUUGGUCCAAUUGUGCCACCGGAUGCAUAACGUCGAGGCGCUCGUUCACGUCUCAACGGCAUAUUGCAAUUGCGACCGGAACGACGUUGCCGAGGAGAUUUAUCCUUUGGGCAAAGAACCCGAACAAGUGAUCGCUCUGACACAGUGGAUGGACGAUAAAAUGGUUGAGGAUUUGACGCCAAGUCUAAUCGCUGGCCGACCGAAUACAUACACAUUUACCAAAGCAUUAACCGAGCGAAUGCUCCAGAGGGAGAAGGGCUCCUUACCGAUAGCGAUUGUCAGGCCGUCGAUCGUAUUGUCAUCGUUCAGAGAACCAGUCGCUGGUUGGGUGGACAAUUGCAACGGACCUACGGGAAUCAUCGCUGCCGCCGGGAAAGGUUUCUUCAGAAAUAUGCUGUGUUACGAAAACAUGGUGGCCGACUUGGUGCCGGUCGACAUGGUGAUCAAUCUAAUGAUUUGCGCGGCAUGGAAAACCGCCACUCACCGCACUGACACGAUCUCUAUCUACAACUGUUGCACCGGCCAGCAAAAUCCCAUCACGUGGAAACAGUUCGUCCAGAUGUCGUUCAAAUACAGCCGGCUACAUCCGAUGAACGAUCUGGUCUGGUACCCGGGCGGCCGUUGCCAUUACUCAGCCCUUCUGCAUAAACUGUGCGUGACGAUACAGCACACGCUACCAGCGCACAUUCUAGAUAUCCUUGCCCGGCUCAAAGGCACGCGACCCGUGAUGGUUCGUCUGCAAACGAAACUCUACAAGGCCACCAAGUGCUUGGAAUACUUCAGUACGAACCAGUGGAACUUCAGGGACGACAACGUGCGACGAUUGGGCGAGCAACUCAGUCCAGAGGAUCGGGAGAUAUUUAUGUUCGACGUCAAACAGAUCGACUGGACGUCGUACUUGGAGCAUUACAUCCUGGGGAUACGACAAUUCAUCCUGAAGGAGAGUCCGGACACACUGCCAGCCGCCCGUUCACACAUUACGAAACUGUACUGGCUUCACAGAGCUAUGCAAUUCGGGAUGCUGUUAAUAAUGCUACGCGUCCUGUUGUUACGCUGUCCGGUGACGCGAGGGGCAUUCUUCUCGCUGCUGUCCAUCGUACUUCGCAUGUGCCGCAUGAUUGUUUGACGGCUGAGAACCAUCCCGGUCGACGAUCGCGAUCAGUGUAACACGAAGCGGCCGCUACCUACGGAGCGUUAUUUAAAGGUGCGAUUUGUUCUUCGACCUCAUUGCUCAGCCACCCCAGUAAAGCGCUACCUUCACAUCCAUCGAUUGGCCUUCUCGAUGUUGCUAUCCGUUAACGAGUAAGAAGUAAGUGAGCGCCGGUUAACAGGUGUGUGGUACUCUCUCGAGGAGAGGCGUCGGUUACCGAUUCGGUUUAAACAGAAUUCCGCAAGCGCAUAAAGUAACACGCCCCCGACAUAUUGCACUCAUAUAUACAUAUGUACAUAUAUGAGUGUAAUGUGAUAAUUGUAAUUAUUGUAUUACCGAAUGUUAUAUUUCUUGUUGCCCCGUGACGAAACGACCGUCUUGCGGAAUCGAUCAAGUGUUGGGUCGUCAAGUUCUAUAUAUAUUAUAUAAAUAUAUAUAUAUAUAUAUAGAAGCGAUGUGUGAGAUCGUCAUUGCGUGUUUCAUUACGCUAGAGAAUAAAGGUAAAGACGCAUCGCGCGCGUCGCCACAAUUGUUCCGUUAGCGUCAUCGUAUGUACAUCGAUACUUUGCACAACGUCAAUUUCUAACAGAUAGAAGAAGAAAAAAACAGCCAGGUUGUCACAGUGUACGCGCGAUCGACGUUGCUGAUGCGAGCACCGGUACGUUAGUCUAGCUAGUCGGUUUUUCGGCAUGUAACAACGCUCGCUAGUAACCACCAUCCUCGCAGCACGACGCAUCAAAGAAUCCGUCGUGCCUUUAUAUUGUCGGUAUCUGACAUCCUUUUCUUUUUACUCUGUGACGUAAGAUACCUAGAUAGAUAUUUUGCUACGACCGCACGACGACUCGUAGUUACGCGUACAGAAACGACAAUUGCUACGACUUAGACGUAAACAGUCACUAUAGAGAGAGAGAGAGAGAGAGAGA